Molecule: messenger RNA, 729 nt
Organism: Helianthus annuus (common sunflower)
Lineage: Eukaryota; Viridiplantae; Streptophyta; Magnoliopsida; Asterales; Asteraceae
Product: 50S ribosomal protein L30
Exons: 3
Coding region: 167-502 (111 amino acids)
Biological process (GO): translation
Cellular component (GO): mitochondrion; large ribosomal subunit
Molecular function (GO): structural constituent of ribosome
Source: RefSeq, a predicted model, not a curated record
CACAGGGAUUAUCCGGGCACUUUUCUCUUUAUCAUAUUAUCAAGAAUCAAACACACCAAACGCAUCACUAUACGGCCCUAACCACCACCAAUACUCCGUUCAUCGGCGGCGGCUCAUUCACUUACGACGGUCACUUCAUAUCUCACAGGUGUUAAAAGACAAAGAGAUGAGUGCUUACAAGGCAUACAAAGCUUGUGUCCCAAUAACAUGGAGCCCUAAUCUAUACAUAACUCUAGUUAGGGGAAUUCCGGGAACCCGAAGACUUCACAGGCGCACGUUAGAAGCGUUGCGGUUAGGAAAGUGUAACCGGACUGUUAUGAGAUGGAAUACUCCUACUGUUAGAGGAAUGCUUCAACAGGUUAAAAGAUUGGUUGUUAUUGAGACGGAAGAAAUGUUUAAGGCGCGUAAAGAGAAGGAAGCAAAGCAUCGCGCUAUUCGUCCGCCUUUGGUUGUCAGCCAUCUUAUUCCGCCUGCAAAUGAGUCGUCUCAACAGGCUGCGUAAUAGUUUUGGUGUAAGUGCUUGUUUUAUAAUUAGCCAUUUUGGUUACAAUUAAGAAAGUUUUUUAUUUUACAUAUUCCCGUAACAAUUUGGGAAACUCUUCGGUUGAAUUGGAGAAUAAUGUUAUCAUUUACGCUAUCACGAUCAUGUCUACAUGCGAUUUUAUGCUUAGGCGAUUUUAUGUGUAGGCGACAUUAUAAUGUUAUAUAGCUACUUUGUUAAGGGCCUUA